Messenger RNA from Merops nubicus (carmine bee-eater), 862 nucleotides. RefSeq names its product tetratricopeptide repeat domain 19 (gene TTC19). Gene Ontology annotation, molecular function: protein binding. Gene Ontology annotation, cellular component: mitochondrial inner membrane. Gene Ontology annotation, biological process: mitochondrial respiratory chain complex III assembly. The annotation marks the transcript as partial. NCBI's taxonomy places the organism in Eukaryota, Metazoa, Chordata, Aves, Coraciiformes, Meropidae. The transcript has 7 exons. The record is from RefSeq and is a predicted model, not a curated record.
AUGGCAAACGUGGCCUUCAUGCAGGGACAGCUGGACAACGCAGAAAAGCUGUACAAAGCAAGUAUGAGCUAUUUGCUUGCAGGGGACACAAAGGAGGAUGACAAUGCAAUCCUUGAGAUGUCCCUCAAGCUGGCCAGUAUCUACGCUGCCCAGAAACAGCACAAAUUAGCCCUGGCUGGCUACGAGUUCUGCAUCCUGACCUUGGAGGAGAAGAUUGCCAAGCAAAAGGACUUGCCUGAGGAUGUCUUACCAGCUGAAGAGAAGGCCAACACUCGUCUCUUGCUUGGGAUGAGCCUGGACUCCUAUGCUCGUUAUCUCCUCAGCCUUAACCAGCUCCCAGCGGCCCAAAAAAUGUAUGAGAAGGCUCUGCAGCUCUCAAAUGAUGUUCAGGGAGAGACUCAUCCACAGAGUGUGGUCCUGAUGAACGACUUGGCCACCGUGCUGGAUGCCCAGGGACGCUACGACGAGGCGCACUCCUGUGUGAGGAGAGCAGCAGAGCUGGCCAAGGAGACCCAGCACCCCGAGGAGCACAUGGUGCUGAACAACCUGGCAGCAAUUCUGAUGCACAAAGAAGACUUUCUGCAAGCAAAACAAGUGUACAAAGAAGCUCUCAAGCAGGCACGACAGAAGGGAGAUGAUGCUUCUGUCCAGCACAUCCAGGAAGAACUAGCUGAGCUGGCCAAGAGGAUAAAAGGCUCCAAAUAAGUCUGGCCAUGGAGUCCAACCUUCAGGUGUCUGACAGCAGCAAGGGUUUUGGUGCAAUUCUCCAGGAAAAGAACAAUGAGGAGUUUAAGGACUGCUUAAACAAGAAGGGCUGCUGUUGCCUAACAGCGUAGCCCAAAAUAAAGUUGUGAAAUUUUAA